Molecule: messenger RNA, 334 nt
Organism: Mycena citricolor
Lineage: Eukaryota; Fungi; Basidiomycota; Agaricomycetes; Agaricales; Mycenaceae
Source: the annotation of a GenBank genome assembly
GUCGAUGCCCGACAGACAGGCUUCGACCUUCGACGCGUAAUAUUCGGAACUUCCGAACAGGAGACGAAGCCCACGCGAGGUCAUCCCGCUCAUCGUGCGCGCGGUGGACGCGGCCACUUUGCUGCAUGUGCCCUGGGCUCUAUGACGACUAUCUCGUCCCGCUGCGCAGUUCGUCAGACGUCCCUGCGAUGCGAUCUACAGUCGGGGGGGUGCCCAUCGUUGUUGUUGCCGGAGAAUCCCAGCCGCGGAAAACUAAUGCGUGAACGAAUGGGAAAUUCGCCAACGGCUCAGAAACGAGAUCAGCCUCACAUAACAGGGAAGCACGAGGGUGUUU